This is a messenger RNA of Papilio machaon (common yellow swallowtail), 660 nucleotides long. RefSeq names its product cuticle protein 8. Bases 31 to 645 code for a protein of 204 amino acids. Lineage: Eukaryota; Metazoa; Arthropoda; Insecta; Lepidoptera; Papilionidae. The record is from RefSeq and is a predicted model, not a curated record. Gene Ontology annotation, cellular component: extracellular matrix. The transcript is spliced from 3 exons.
AAUCAUUCUAAGUUGAUCUAACACAGUAAAAUGUUCUCCAAAAUCCUGACUUUGUGCGCUGUUGUGGCGGUGUCCCAGGCGGGACUUCUGCCGGCAGCCGUGCACUACUCUCCAGCCUCGGCCGUCUCCUCCCAGAGCAUUGUGCGCCACGACCAGCCCGCUCUCGCCACCAAACUGGUGGCCACCGCGCCCGUAGCCAAGCUGGCCGUUGCUGCCCCUGCAGUGUACCACGCCGCCCCCGCAGUGUACCACGCUGCCCCGUCAGUGUACCACUCUGCCCCUGCAGUGUACCACGCCGCCCCCGCCCCGGCUGUGUACCAGGCCGCCCCUGUUCACUACGCCGCCCCCGUCGCCAAAGUGCUUGCACAGCCUGAGGAAGUUGCGUACCCUAAAUACGACUUCACCUACUCCGUCGCUGACGGCCACACCGGAGACAACAAGUCUCAGCAAGAAUCCCGAGACGGCGAUGUUGUGAAGGGCUCGUACUCGUUCCACGAGGCGGACGGCUCCAUCAGGACUGUAGAAUACUCCGCCGACGACCACAGCGGCUUUAACGCGGUCGUGCACAACACUGCGCCCACUUCCGCGCCGGCCGUCAUCAAGACCCCAGUCUACACCGCCCAUGCCCCCGCCUACUACCAUUAAAACCUCAAAUGAUUG